Molecule: messenger RNA, 2214 nt
Organism: Monopterus albus (swamp eel)
Lineage: Eukaryota; Metazoa; Chordata; Actinopteri; Synbranchiformes; Synbranchidae
Gene: dapp1
Product: dual adaptor of phosphotyrosine and 3-phosphoinositides
Exons: 9
Coding region: 388-1215 (275 amino acids)
Source: RefSeq, a predicted model, not a curated record
CCUCGAUUGCUAUCUGGCCAGUUAGGGGCAGCACCAGCUGUAAAUACAACACGCUGAAUAUGAGUCUUACCUCCCCCUCACAAGGGGAAAAAGGCCAGGACCGGUGUCAAAUCGUUCUACCUUGCCGAGAUAUGCUACUUUAGAUAGCAGUCUUUGGAUUUACACACCACACCCCAUCCCUUCCCCUGACCACUUUGUGGGCUGUAGGAAGCACAACCCAACAGAACACCCAGACUUUUUUGUCCCAUCUUCAAGCCCUGUUCAGGAAAGUUUACCAGGAUGGGAAUUCAAACGUGUCAUCUGCACGCAUAAAAAAGGAAAACACGCUCAUAUUACAGUUAGGCCUACGUCAUAGAAAGCUUAUUUCCUUCUCCACAUGUCUGAUUCAUGCUGACAACUUUCACUUCUCUCUGGCUGGGGCUCGAAUCCUUAAAGCUGUGGGUGAAUUUUCCUGGAGUUAUGAGUUUCUACAGUGAUGCGUCUACCGAAAGCAUGAGCGACGAGUUGGAGACUCUGGGGUGGUACCACUAUGACCUGUCCCGCCAUGCUGCAGAGGCACUUCUCUUGUCUAAUGGGAGUGAUGGAAGUUACCUCCUCAGAAACAGUAAUGAUGGACCAGGCUGCUUCGCCUUGUCUGUCAGGGCAAAGGAUUCAGUCAAGCAUUUUCACGUGACACGCAAAGACAAUGGCUAUGUGUUUGGGUUUAAUGAGUUUACAACCCUUCAAGACUUUGUGAGCCACUUUGCUAACCAGCCUCUACUGGGCAGCGACACAGGAACUCUCAUCGUGCUGAAGUGUCCAUACCCAUGGCGUGUGGAGGAGCCGUCCAUCUAUGAGUCUGUGCGAGUUCACACAGCCAUACAAACAGGCCGCUCAGAGAAUGAUCUUGUGGCGAAUGCACCAUCGCUGGCCACAAAGGAAGGAUAUCUGUUGAAACAAGGAGCAUUUGUGAAGAACUGGAAACAGAGGUGGUUCACACUCAACAGAUACGAACUCAAAUACUUCAAAGAAAAAAUGUGUGAGGAGCCCAUUCGAACUCUGGAUCUGAAAGCAUGCUCUGCAGUCCAGUUUGACUAUUCUCAGGACAGAGUCAACUGCUUCUGUCUGGUGUUUCCCGAAAGAACAUUUUAUCUUUGUACAAAGACAGGUGUGGAAGCAGACGAGUGGAUCAAGAUCCUGAGGUGGAAACUGUCCCAGAUAAGAAAAGGCCGAUGACUGCUGUCACUGGAGACACAGACUGACAGAAGCCCCGGGUUCACGUUGGAAGUCAGCUGGAUGGACAAGAACACUAUUCAAAACUGAAGUCACCUCCAAAGCAGAAACAAAAACAACAGGGAGAUGUUUUCCUGAGUGUACUCAGUGGCACCUGCACUGUACGAUAGAGAAACACGAGUUCACAUUUAUGGCCCAAGGACCUAUUUAAUAUGACGCCGUAUGACAACAGCCACACACUGAUGUCACCUGCUGCCAGUAACGCUUGUAACAUCAUGGUGACAUGCAGGGUGUUUUUAUUUAUUACUUGUGAGCUGCAUUCAUGUGAUUUUUGUGGACUAAUUAUUGUGUGUGGAUUUAAGUGUUAGAUCAGCUGGAGAGCACGAGUCCAGUGCUGCUGGUCAUCGUGUGGAAAGUUGGUCUGGGAGGGUGUUGAUGAGAGACAGCUGAACUGAAUGAGCUACAGAGGUGCUGCUCAAAGACAACAUGCACACUGCAACCACUCCAGGCUGCGCAGGGCGUGCAUUAUUACGUGUGUGUGUUGUUAUAAUGACCACAUGGCCUACAGUACAUCGUUAAAGUGAGCAAAUACAGUAUGUCGUAAUAACAUGAAAACAUUUUAAUGUUGAAAGAAUCUUGUAAAAAUGAGCAAAGUAUCUCGUUAUAAUGAGAAAAGUUUCUCGUUAAAACAAGGAACUAGGUGUACUAUGAAAUGUAAUCCUGCAGGUGCCACUAAGUGCAGUGUACUGACGGCAGGCUGACUCCUUUUAGGCAUAUUUAUUCAGUAGAAAGAUGUUGUCUUAUCCUAGCAGUCAUACUUGUUUGUAUUUCUUUGUCCAUUGUAUUAACAUGAACAUUUGCUUGAACAAGUAUUUUAACGAUGUAACUAUUUCUCUCAGUAGUCUGACCUCCCCAACCCGUCGGUGGCCUUCAGCCCCUUAGCUCAGCUCACCACUUUUUUUUUGUUUAAAUAAAUGUCUUUUAAAUAAUAAAUGUGUCUCU